AGCAUCCAGAAAUGUAUAUAAAUAGAUACGCUGCUCCAAUAUUUCUCACUCACAAUCUAUCAAGUUUACAGGAUAUUUUUAAUCAUCCAUAGCCUUCCACCAUAUCGAUAUCAGCUGUACGUGAAAAUGUCUGUCUCACUCAAAAUUGAGAAAGAAUAUGUUCAAAAUUCAGAAAGAGUAAAAUCUGUGGAUUUUCAUCCAAGUGAGCCAUGGAUUCUAGCAAGUUUGUAUUCGGGAACACUAUGUAUCUGGAACUACCAAUCACAGACUCUGGAGAAAUCUUUCAAGCUCACUGAGUCUCCAGUGAGGUCAGCAAAGUUUAUAGCACGUAAGCAGUGGAUUGUUGCAGGAGGAGAUGACAAGUUUAUUCGUGUAUACAAUUAUGAGACACAAGAGAAAAUCAAAGAGUUUGAGGCACAUGAGGAUUAUAUUAGGUGUGUGGCCGUCCAUCCUACGCUUCCGUAUGUGCUAUCAGCAUCGGACGACAAGCUCAUAAAGCUUUGGGAUUGGGAGAAGGGUUGGGUGUGCAGUCAGACCUUUGAAGGGCAUUCACAUUAUGUGAUGCAAGUUGCAUUUAAUCCAAAAGACAACCUUACUUUUGCAACCUCAUCACUUGAUGGCACCAUAAAGGCAUGGAAUCUUCACUCUCCUACUCCAAAUUGUACAUUAGAGGGCCAUUUGAAUGGUGUCAACUGCGUUGAUUACUUCACAGGUGGUGAUGAACCAAAAUUAGUAACUGGUUCUGAUGAUUUUACUGCUAAGGUGUGGGACUAUCAUGGCAAAACUUGUCUGCAAACUCUAGAAGGCCACAAGCACAAUGUGACAUCAAUUUGUGCUCAUCCAGAGCUUCCCAUAAUUAUUACAGGCUCUGAGGAUGGGACUAUUUGCAUAUGGGAUACAACCACCUAUAGGCUUGAGAACACAUUGAACUAUGAUCUUGGAAGAGUUUGAGAUAUUGGAUACAAGAAAGGAUCAAACCAGAUUGCAUUUGGUUGUGACAAUGGAAUAGUUGUGAUCAAUAUUAGCGGCACUUGAAAGUUGGGAUAUAUUUUCUGAACCUACAAGUUCAAGACCGAGAAGGAAGAUUUGGAGCAAUAAAGUCGUCUAAUGUUGCUACUAUUGUACUAUAUAUGGUGUGUUUUGUAUGAAUAACUGUGUCCAUCUUUAACCUAGUUGAAGAGGAAGACCAGAAGAAAAGGAUGUAUGAAUAAUUUUUAUUUUAGCUAUAAUAGAAUUAAUUUGUAAUGGAUACUAGAAAAAAAA
Molecule: messenger RNA, 1263 nt
Organism: Corylus avellana
Lineage: Eukaryota; Viridiplantae; Streptophyta; Magnoliopsida; Fagales; Betulaceae
Product: coatomer subunit beta'-1
Biological process (GO): intracellular protein transport; intra-Golgi vesicle-mediated transport; endoplasmic reticulum to Golgi vesicle-mediated transport
Cellular component (GO): COPI vesicle coat
Molecular function (GO): protein binding
Source: RefSeq, a predicted model, not a curated record